CUCUGAUCGAUACCACUGCAGUUUUAUACCAGCAAGUAAUACAUAUACCCGGGCCCCACUAAUACAAUACUAGUCCGUCAGAGACUCGUUCACGAUGUCGACUCACCUUGCGAUUCUACCACUUGACAUUAUUGACACACUGACUGCGCGGCUAAAUCAAGAAGACUGCCAUCCCGACCAUGCGACUCGAUUUCUAAGACUUCCGCACCCGCGUACAGGUCUCGCUUCACUGUUUCUUCUUCACGAUCAACAUGCACAGGGUGAUACCACAAAGACGAGUUCCAUAUUGGAGGUGCAAGCCAUAUCCCCAACAAAUGCACGGACCUGGUUCAUAGGAGAGGAAGUCGUCGCUGAUGGAAAGCUCGUGGUGAUGACGCCGAUGGACCCCAUGUUUUUGCUCUUGUAUCUUUUACGCGCUCCACAAGCGCGUGACGGCUCGAAAGGAAACUUCCGGCCCAUGCAGGAUAUCAUAGAAGAAGUCGCUACAAGGAUUGCUGAUGCUUCCAAGAAAGAUGCUCAGAAAGACCCAUCAUUAAACGUCCCCGCAGACGACAUUGUUUCCUUUCUGUCUCUGGAUUUUGUCCAGUCCUCUGUAAAGCGCGUCUGCGACGUUAAGGUCAUAACGGAUGAGAUUACCGUAUACAGAUACUCUCAUGACGUCGUGCUGGAAAGUCUUAAGGGAAAAGUGGGACGCUUAUCCGACCCCAGGGUCGCCGAGAUGUCUCGCACCCUGGUACGGAGCCUUGCGAAGGAUGGCCUGAUGGAUGACGGAAAGGAGGAACUACUUGAAUCGGGACGGAUUAAGUUAGCCUGUGAAUUGAUAUCGCAAUACCUCCCCAGGGACAUAUUACAAGACUUGAUUGCGUCUUACGAUCUCUCCAAACUGGACGCCCAUGUGAAAACGGUCAGAGAUGAAGAACUCGCCUUGCUCGCCCCUGCAAAAUCCGUUGCAGCCGGCGAUAAAAAUCAGAAGAGGAAAAAAGACGCCGAGGCUACUGCGAAUGCUGACGUUGACACAUCUGGCGAUGGAGAUAAGAAAAAAAGAGGCGCCAAGUCGUCACAUGGCGUAGAGAAGCUGAAGAAGGCCAAUGUAGCAGGGAUGUCGAAAUUGUCCACAUUUUUCACGAAGAAAGCUGCAUAA
Molecule: messenger RNA, 1141 nt
Organism: Suillus subaureus
Lineage: Eukaryota; Fungi; Basidiomycota; Agaricomycetes; Boletales; Suillaceae
Product: ribonuclease H2, subunit B
Exons: 9
Coding region: 95-1141 (348 amino acids)
Biological process (GO): RNA catabolic process; ribonucleotide metabolic process
Cellular component (GO): nucleoplasm; ribonuclease H2 complex
Source: RefSeq, a predicted model, not a curated record